Messenger RNA from Moneuplotes crassus, 763 nucleotides. The record is from the annotation of a GenBank genome assembly. NCBI's taxonomy places the organism in Eukaryota, Ciliophora, Spirotrichea, Euplotida, Euplotidae.
AUGGAUAGUUCGCUAAUGGUGAAAUGCCAGAUUUUUCUUCAGUCAUCGGCUAGAGGGGGACGUCCAAAACAUACCAGAGAGAAUAGCCCUUAUAAUAAUUAUACUAUUGAUCAAAGUACGGGAAAGCUCAGCAAAGGAGUUUUCAAAGUGCCCGAUCUCUCCAGGGAUCGAGUUAAAAAUCUUUUAAAACAGAAGCAAUGUAGGAGUAGUCUCAGUUAUAACUCAAUGACCGAGUCUUGAUCUUUCCAAAAAUAUGACUGUUUCAGAGAAUCUCAAUGCUCUAGGAAAAUUUGAACAUUCAAGAGUGUGCACAAUUUAUCAAAUUCUAAAUCCAAACACUUAAAGGCCAGAAAUUCUUUAAGUCAGAAAAAAUUAACUCGGACAUUAAACCAGAACCCAUUUCAAAAUGAAAUUUUGAAGAAAGUUAUGCUAGCUCAGUCCCCAUUGACUAAGGAGAUGGUCUUACUAUAAACAAAAUGGCUGAUAGAAGUAAAUGAAGAGAAUCUGCUACUAAAACUUCAAGAAAGCCUAACUUAAAGUUAAAGAAAUCCUUAAAGAAUUUAUUAAAUCUCGCACUGAGAUAUCAUCAGAAAACAGAACAGCCUUCUAAACCUUCUGCAGUUAUCAGGCCUAGUCAUGUGAAAAUUAAGGAGAUAACUAGGAAGACUUAUAUUUUACCCUCUUCUAAUUCCUCAAGGCCUAGGGAAUUUGUUUCUCGAAACGAUUUCGUAAGCCUGAAGCCUUAUUGUACCUCUAAACCUCC